AUUACUUGCCGUAAAUAUGAAAUAAAAAUGUUCUAGGUGGUUUUAUUUUAUUAAAUUUACAUAACUAAUUAAAAAGGCAUAAAUAUAUAUGCUGUCAAAAGGAAAUAUUGUUAAUGGAUGCACUGCUUCUGGAAAUAUUUUCCUUUUGGCAUUAUAUGGAGGGAGCAUUCAGCGAGGAGUUUUUGACUUGAUAUAACAGAAAUCAUGUUCUGAAAUAAAAGACAGAAUUCAACAAAGAUGAAUCUGUGACAUUCACUUGACUCACUCUGACUAACAUAGAAUGGCCUGAAAACACAAACGGUAUUUUGACAGACUUUGCUGGAAAAGUCAAACGGACGAUUGAAAAACUUGCAGUCAUCCAUCUGGAUAAAAGCUGACUGCCCUUCUUUAUUCCGACCUGAAUAGCAAUGAAAACCCUGUCCAUAGUCUCCCAAAAAAAAAAAAAAAAAAAAAAUACAAAACAAUAAUGAAAAAUAGCUUUGCCGUUCAGCUGUUUUUCAAAUAUAAAAUAUCAGUCGAAUAUAAAACAAAAAGCUUGAACAUUUUAAAAAGCUCUUUAAGUGAUUUGAUGAUUUCAGACAAUAGUUUUAUACUGCAAAAAUAAUUUUUAUAAUCUUUGUUUUAUUUCCAGUAUUAGUUAUUUAACUUAUCUAUAAAACACCCUUAAAAUGAUUUAAAACAAUGUUUGAGAAACAAAACUGCAGGUCAGAUUUAUGCUGCAACAGUCGAAAACAAUUUGCAAAGGGGGUGUGAAUAAUGCAGUUCAACAUCUAUUUUCUGUUAAUCUAUUUAAGUUAAUAUAUUAUAACUAUAGUGUUUCUCAGGUAAAUUGAUCUUGUUUAAAAUGUCUCGUUAAGAUGUCUUUAAAGGAAAACUCUUGUAGACCCCUACUAAACAAAAUACGAAUAACAGUCAGUAAUUACACUCAUUUAAGUCUCAUCAGCCUUAUGUACAACAUAAUACAUUUCUCAGUUUCUUAUCAUGACACUCUUUAUGAUUCAUAAAAAUAAAAUAAAAAACACUUUUAAAAGACCCUUUUACAAAAAUUAUUCGAUGUUUGAGAGUCAGACUACAUUUGUUGGGCUGUCAGUUUGUUAUUGUGCGCAACCAACAAGGUAAAUGCAAUGGGAAGGUGUAGUCUGUUUUUGUAUUAUUUUGUGUGAUCCAGUCUCUCUCUUUCAUUACAUUAAUUCAGACCGCAAUCUCAUUCUCACCACUUAUCAAAUCAUUUAUAUUGCUGUGGUGCUGAAUAUCAGUGCAGAUGUUUAUUUGUUUAUUUAUUUAUUUUAUUAUUUAAGGACAGUUUUCAUACACAUGUUAUCAGAACAGAACAUCAUGAAAAUUAUUUGAUUCCAGUUUAUUUAUUUAUGGAACUGGUUUGGACUGUGGGUCAUAUCCUGAUUUUCCCUAUAUAUUCAUCCAGUUUCUUCUUAAAGGUCAUAAAAUAAAAUGUAAAGAAAAAAGCUACUGACACACCUCAUACACUACACUGAAAUGAGACGGGCUGCCUAUGUUUUAAUCUGGAUAGACUGGAUGGAGUCAUUAGCUCUGUCAGAUUGACUGAGAUUACUGUAGCUUUGAUUGUCUCUACAUGCUGUCAGCCAAAGUCAUUGACUUACAGAUGCACUUCAUCACACAUGGCGAGUGUCCUCAGGUUUCCUUACAACAUACUUUAACCUUGUGGCGAUUCCAAGUUUUAGCUUUCAGCUAUAAGUAAUAAUUUACUUUUGACAACUAGUUUUACAUCUAUGAAUUUGGCAGAUUCUUUUAUCCAAAACAAUUUACAGUGCAUUCAAGGUAUAGGUUUAUCACUAUGUGUGUUCCCUGGGAAAGUAGGAGCCAAAUCUGUCACCACUGGAGCUCCAGGAAUCACUGUCCUGAUUUAGGGCAUUUGCUUACUGUUUGGGGUGUAUUGGUAAAAGCUCAGGACUGUUAAGGGCUGUUGCUGCCGGCACGCUGCACGAGUGUUUGUAGCUUGCUAGCCUGCUUAGCAUUGUUUAUUCUUAUACGUACAUCGAUUUAUCCUUUGCCAUUUUACUGCGUGCUUCUGGUUUUUCUACUGUUUCAACUGCGUGCAUUUUGCCGCGUGCAUCUGUUUUUUUUCUCCUUUUUUUCUUUCCGCUUGUCUACAUCUCACGUCUCGACUACGUGCAUUCGUUUUCUCCAGUGUUUUACAUGGAUUAUUGCAUCAAUCUCGAACAUCUGCUGAUUAGGAACCCUAUCGAACCACAUCGAUCUCAAAGCCUUGCCAAUCAAAGACAACCAUAACAAAAACAACUACAAACAAUUGCGGUAAGUCAUGGCAUUUGCUCAUGUUAUUGCUUCCUGCAUUGCAUGCCACAUGUUUACUAUAGAUUCUUCUGUCAGCAGUGAGGGAUUUACAUGUGAUAAAUGUAAGGAAUUAGUCAGGCUGAUGGAGAAGGUUAAUGAGUUAGAGGCACACAUCCGAAAGCUAGUGGAGGUCAGUGAGAAAGAGAAGCCGGUAGAUACUCUUUCGGAUGCGGGUAGUACAGCGAGCAACACACACACUUUGGUUCCAGCUCUAGAGCCCCUGCAGCAGGGUGUUUGUGUGAUGUCUCGGUGGCAUACUCGCUCAGCAAAGCAACACCACUCUCCCGUUCCUGUUAGGGUUUCCAAUCGAUUCUCCCCACUCAGUGAUGCACCCACUGAGAAUCAUUUUGAAAGAGCCUUGGUCAUAGGUGACUCUAUUGUAAGGAACGUGGAAAUAGAGACUCCAGCCACUAUUGUUAAAUGCAUUUCUGGGGCUUGAGCAUCUGACAUCAGGUCAAAUUUACAAGUGCUGGCUAAUGCUAAACAUAGAUUUUAAAAAAUUGUUAUGUUAGCACUAAUGAUAAUGUUAAAGAGGUUUGCGAACUUGCAAAAAAGUUGUCGGACACUGUGAUAUGCUUUGUCCCCCUCCCUGCUCGUGAUGGUGAUGAGGUUUAUAGUAGAUUAGUGUCACUGAAUGGCUGGAUGUCUUAGUGGUGUCCGGAGAAUAGCAUAGGAUUUAUAAACAGUUGGAAGAGUUUUUGGGGUAGACCUGACCUGCUAAAGAGAGACUGACUCCAUCCUUCCAGGGAAGGUGCAGCUCCCCUCUAUAGUAAUUUGGCUCAUAAUCUUAAUAAUGAUAGUUUUGACUAACUGGUGCCCAGGUCAGGAAGCAGACAAACUGGCUAAUCCGAACAUCUGCUAGAUGCCUUGAGACGUCACACAGGUCACAUAAACUACAACACAUAGAGACUGUAUCACCUAUAUAUCAUAUAGAGACUGUGUCUGUUCCCCGAACAACCAAACACAAAACUCUCACUAAAUUAUUAGUAUUAGUAUAGAUUUAUUAUUAUAAAAUGUGAUUAAGGUCAAACUUGGAAGAAAAAAAAAAUGAAGAUAAACAUUGUAUAAAGUAGGGCUACUAAACAUUAGAUCUCUUUCUACCAAAACACUAAUUGUAAAUGAAAUUAUUACAGAUCAUAGUUUGGAUGUGCUCUGUUUGACUGAAACCUGGUUUAAACUGGAUUAAUAUAUUAGUUUAAAUGAAUCUACUCCCCCAGGUUGUUGUUAUAAAAAUGAGCCGUGUCUGAAGGGUUGAGGAGGAGGUGUUGCUACAAUUUACAGUGAUGUUUUUGGUGUUACUCAGAGGACAGGAAAUAAUUUUAAGUCUUUUGAACUAAUAAUGCUUAAUGUGACACCGUCAGAUAUAAAUAAAUAAAAAAUCUCUAUCGUCUUUUGCCUUGCUACAGUGUAUAGAUCACCCGGGCCAUACUCUGGUUUCCUUGGUGAAUUUGCAAAUUUUCUAUCUAGUAGUUACUGUGGAUAGAGCUUUAAUUUUUGGUGACUUCAACAUUCACAUAGAUAAUGAAAAUAGCACAUUGGGAUUAGCAUUUAUCAAUAUACUCAACUCUCUUAGGGUCAGAUAAAAUGUGACAGGACCAACUCAUCGCCAUAAUCAUACACUAGAUUUAAUUCUGUCAUAUGGAGUUGAUGUUGAUACUAUAGACAUUCUACCGCAGAACGAUAACAUCACAGAUCAUUACCUCGUCUCAUGUUUGCUGCAAUCAGCGAAUGUUACUCAAUCUACACCACGCUAUCAUUCAGGUAGAACUAUUCUUUCGACCACUAAAGAUAGCUUAAUUAAUAAUCUUCCAGAAUUGUCUCACAUACUCAGUAAGCCAAAAAGUGUAGAAGAACUUGAUAUAAUAACGUAUUAUAUAAAUACAGUUUUCUCUAGCACUCUUGAUAGUGUCAGCCCCCUUCCAUUAAAGAAAAUUAAGAAAAAAGACCUGCACCGUGGUACAAUGAUCACACUCAUGCUCUCAAGAGAGCAGCUCGGAAAAUGAAGCACAAGUGGAAGAAUAUAAAAUUAGAGGUAUUUCGAGGUGCAUGGAAGGAUAGUGUCUGUAGCUACAGACAGGCACUAAAAGCUGCCAGGUCAGCAUAUUUUAGCAAACUCAGAAAAUAACCACAACAAUCCUAAGUGUUUAUUCAGUACUGUGGCUAAAUUGGUUAUGAAUAAAGCGUCAACUGAACCAGAUAUUCCAUCGCAGCACAAUAGUAAUGACUUAUAAAAUUGAAAUAAUCAGAAAUAAAAUUUAAACUAUGCAAUCAACUGUCACAGUACCUCAGAAAACAGUGUCUCAUCAUUUUCCUCAGGAGCAGCUUCAAUCCUUCGUUGUCAUAGGUCAUGAAGAGUUAACAAAACUUAUCAAAAAAUCAAAAGCCACAAUAUGUAUGUUAGCUCCAAUACCAACUAGGCUCUUAAAAGAGGUAUUCCCUGUAUUCUCAGAACCUCUUCUUAAUAUUAUUAACUCCUCACUAUACUUAGGACAUGUCCCAAGAAACUUUAAAAUGGCAGUUAUCAAACUGCUUAUUAAAAAGCCACAACUUAAUCCUGGAGAAUUGGCUAAUUAUAGACUGAUUUAAAAUCUCCCAUUUAUGUCGAAAUACUAGAAAAGGUAGUGUCCUCCCAACUAUGUUCAUUUCUACAGAGAAAUGGUAUAUAUGAACAAUUUCAAUCAGGAUUUAGGCCACAUCACAGUACAGAGACUGCACUUAUCAGAGUUAUAAAUGACUUGCUCUUAUCAUCUGAUUGCAGCUGCAUUUCUCUUCUAGUGCUUUUAGAUCUUAGUGCUGCCUUCAACACGAUAGAUCACGACAUUCUCUUGAAUAGGCUGGAGAAUUAUGUUGGCAUUAGUGGACUUGCAUUAGCAUGGUUUAGGUCCUAUUGAUCAGACCAUUACCACUUUGUCUGUGUAAACGAGGAAUUGUCAAAUCAAACAAAAGUAUGGAGUGCCACAGGGAUCAGUUUCAGGGCCUCUGCUUUUCUCCUUAUGAUAUCUCCCAGGGGAAGCAUGUAUCAGGAAUCAUGGAAUAAGUUUCCACUGUUAUGCCGACGAUACCCAACUUUAUAUUUCUUCUAAACUCAACGGAAAUUCACAAUUCUCCAAAUUAGCAGAGUGUAUCAAUGAAAUCAUAGAUUGGAUGGCCAGAAAUUUCCUUCUACUCGAUUCCAACAAAACAGAGAUACUAAUUAUUAGAUCAAAAUCCUCUAAAAAUAAGCCGCUAAAAUAUAAUUUGACUCUUGAUAGAUGUACUUUUAUGUCAUCUUUUACAGUGAAGAAAUUAGGUGUUAUAUUUGAUACCAAUCUGUCCUCUGAAAAUUAAAUUUCCAAUGUUUGUAGAACAGCAUUCUUCCACCUCAGAAAUAUUUCUAAGUUAUGACACAUGCUCUCUGUUGCUGAUGCUGAAAAACUAAUUCAUGCGUUCAUGAACUCAAGACUAGAUUAUUGUAAUGCAUUACUGGGAGGAUGUCCAGCAAGUUCAAUAAAUAAACUUCAAUUGGUUCAAAAUGCAGCUGCCAGAGUGCUGACUAGAACCAAGAAAUAUGAUCAUAUUAGCCCCAUUUUAUUGUCGUUAAAUUUCUUAUUAAUUUUAAAAUUCUGUUAACUACAUACAAAGCUUUGAAUGGUCUAGCUCCACAGUACUUAAGUGACCUUCUGUCACGCUAUAUUCCAUCACGUUCAUUAUGAUCACAAAAUUCUGGCUUGUUAAUAAUUCCUAGAAUAUCAAAAUCCACAAAAGGAGGUAGAUCCUUUAAAUAUUUGUCUCCUAAACUAUGGAAUAGUCUCCCUAACACUGUUCGGGAUGCGGACACACUCACUCAGUUUAAGUCUAGACUAAAGACUCAUCUAUUUAGCCAUACAUACACCUAAUUUAUCCAUCAACUCACAAUUAGGCUGCUUUAGUUAGGUCUGCUAGAACCAGAAACAUCUAUCACAAUCUAUAACUCUGCAUACAAUUAAAUGGACUGGUAUAUCUACAUUAAUAUUAUUCUGUUUGUUUCCUUGUCUCAAUGAAUCCCGAGGUUACCAGAGCCGGCCAGAUCCAGUUCCGUUCCUGCUUGGUGUUGGACUCCACUGCUACGUGUCGCUGAGUGAUGACAAAAAACUACAGCCGGUGCUAAUCAGACAUCUCUUCAGUCUUUUACGAUGGGCUUCAGAGGAUGAACUGAUGCCAACUCCAACUGCAAGAUAUCGAAUACUUCAUAUGCCACUGCCUGAACCUUGGAUUUAGGAUGGACCCCACCGAACCUCACUGAAAUGACCUGCAGUGCCUCCAAAACCAGCACACCUCCAGAGUCCGGUGACAGAAGUCUCUAUUCCACUUGGUACUGGAACGUCACCCAUUAAACCCAGAAUGGAGGGCGGAGGAGUAGAAGGAGCCAUAGGAAAGGGCAGAGUGUCCAACCUCAUCAGCCGCUUUGAAGAGAACAGUCACACAGACAGUCGGAGGGAGGGUGCUCCUUUGAAGCAGGUCAGCAGAUCUCCUAACUGCAGCCGGGUGCACAAGAACUACCAGAAACAAGAGCAGCUGACAGAAUCCAACUCCACCACAAACAGCCCAUGUCAUGCUCUGAAAGCUCCUAAUGGGGUUCUAGCCCAAAUGAACAGAGAAGGUGACAGGGUUCAGGACCAGGAUGGAGUUACAGACACUUCAGUUCCUGUUCUGAGGAUAGACACGCAUGGACUGGUCAACGGAGAUGCAGCAGUGGACAGUAUGGACGGGAACUGUAUCGAUGUAUCUCACAGUCAUAUAGACAGGAGCGAGGAGAAUGAGCAGCAAUGUGUUGUGAUGAACAACAUUACAGAGCAGAAGGAAACAAAUGAAGAGAAGCUUUACAAGAUAGCAAAUGAGCUUCUACAGACAGAGAAGGCGUAUGUUGCACGACUCAACUUAUUAGAUAAAGUGUUCUGUGCCAAGCUGAUGGAAGAGGCCAGAAAAGACAUGUUCCCCAUCGAGGUGGUGAAAAACAUAUUUUCCAACAUCUCUUCCAUUAAUGCCUUCCACAGCCAGUUUCUUCUGCCUGACCUGGAGAAACGCAUGGGGGAAUGGAUGUCAACACCUCGCAUCGGGGACAUCCUACAGAAGCUCACUCCCUUCCUGAAGAUGUAUGCAGAGUAUGUGAGGAACUUCGAUCAUGCCAUGGAGCUGCUGAAACAAUGGACAGAUCGAUCACCUCAGUUCAAAGCUAUCAUUCUGGAAAUUCAGAGUCAAGAACAGUGCGGCAGUCUGACGCUGCAGCAUCACAUGUUGGAGCCGGUGCAGCGAGUGCCGCGCUACGAGAUGCUGCUCAAAGACUAUCUGAAGAAGCUUCCUCAGGAUCACAUAGACCGACGAGAUGCUGAAAAGUCUUUGGAAAUUAUUGCCAUGGCUGCCACCCACUCCAACACUGCCAUUAGGAAAUCAGAUAACCUUAAGAAAUUGCUGGAGAUUUAUGAGAUGCUGGGAGAGGAAGAGGACAUAGUGAACGCCUCAAAUGAGUUAAUAAAAGAGGGUCAUAUUCUGAAACUGGCAGCUAGAAACACUUCAGCCAUGGACAGAUAUCUCUUCCUGUUCAACAACAUGCUUCUGUACUGUGUCCCCAAGUUCAGUUUGGUGGGACAGAAGUUUACGGUGCGCACACGCAUCGGCAUUGAUGGCAUGAAGGUUACGGAGACGUUUAAUGAGGAUUACCCUCAUACCUUUCAGGUUUCUGGCAAAGAACGCACACUUGAGCUGCAAGCCAGUUCUGAACAGAAUAAAGAAGACUGGAUAAAGGCAUUCCAGGACACGAUACACAUCUUCCACCAGAAAAAUGAGACAUUUAAGUCAGCAUCCAAAGAAGUGGAGGAAGUACCAGAUCUUCAGAUAUCCGAGCUGGGGAAACGAGCCCCUCGCUGGAUACGGGACAAUGAGGUGACCAUGUGCAUGAAGUGCCGAGAGCCCUUUAACGCCAUCACACGCAGAAGACAUCAUUGUCGGGCCUGUGGAUAUGUUGUAUGCUGGAAGUGUUCGGACUACAAAGCCACUCUGGAAUAUGAAGGCAAUAAGAUGAACAAAGUGUGCAAAGACUGUUAUUCCAUACUGACAGGAAACAUAGACGGUGAGGAGAGAGAGGGCAAGAAGAAAGGAAUUCUAGAGAUUGAAGCAGCUCAGUUCUCAGGCAGUAGUAUAAUGUGUGGCUUCCUGCAGUAUUGUGAGAAGAAUAAGCCCUGGCAGAAAGUCUGGUGUGUCAUUCCUCAGAAGGAAGCUCUAGUUCUCUACUUGUAUGGAGCACCUCAGGAUGUCAAAGCCCAAUCCACAAUUCCUUUGCUUGGCUACCAGGUUGAGGACACUCCAAGACCUACAGAUCCUCCAUCUAGCUUCAGACUAUCUCAAUCCAAGUCAGUCCACAGCUUUACAGCAGAAAGUGAAGACCUGAAGCAACGCUGGCUCAAGGUGAUCCGUAUGGCGGUGAUGGGUGAGGUACCAGAGUCCCCGCCACCUGGAGAGGGCACUGUCACCGAAGUCUCCCAGGAGACCAGCUCUAAUGGCAUCUGAGCAAAGAGAAAGGAGCUCUUGUGACAGGUUUACUAAGGAUGUGGCAAUUUUGCCAACGCCAGAAAGUGUUGACAUUUUUGCUCACAUUGCACAGACUUGUUGUGCCAUCACAAACAGGAUCUAAACGUCUUGUGUGUGUGCCCUCUGCUGGUCGGUUUGAGCUAUAGCAUUUGUCCAGUUGUCCUGCUGUAACAUUCCGUUUGGAUUUGGAUGCUUACAAAACACAGGGAAAAGGACUGCAAGCACAGUCACAUUCUUUGGAUCACACUGUGUGGUGCUACUGGACAUCAGAUUGAUCAUUGCUAGACUGAUGAUUCAAGUAUGCAAAGGAAGAAGAGUACACGGUGGAAUAAACUAGAGAUCAUUUCAGACAUGCUAAGCUGACAUCACCACCCACAAUGUUUUAAGCUUAUGUAAAUAUUGUAAUAUUUGAAGAAAAGACAGGUUUGUAUGUAUAGAACAUUGAGACGGACAUCCAUUCUCUUUUUAUAAAAAGAGGUCUCAAUCUAUUAUAGACUAUAAAUUGCAUUGUUGCACACUGCUCUGGAUGCAAUAAAUACUUUCUCAUUUUA
This is a messenger RNA of Myxocyprinus asiaticus (Chinese sucker), 9425 nucleotides long. Its product is annotated as FYVE, RhoGEF and PH domain-containing protein 4-like. NCBI's taxonomy places the organism in Eukaryota, Metazoa, Chordata, Actinopteri, Cypriniformes, Catostomidae. Gene Ontology annotation, cellular component: cytoplasm. The record is from RefSeq and is a predicted model, not a curated record. The coding region runs from base 6691 to 8853 and encodes 720 amino acids. The transcript is spliced from 16 exons. Gene Ontology annotation, molecular function: metal ion binding; guanyl-nucleotide exchange factor activity. Gene Ontology annotation, biological process: filopodium assembly; cytoskeleton organization.